Messenger RNA from Lolium rigidum, 2032 nucleotides. RefSeq names its product protein root UVB sensitive 6-like. The transcript is spliced from 14 exons. The record is from RefSeq and is a predicted model, not a curated record. Lineage: Eukaryota; Viridiplantae; Streptophyta; Magnoliopsida; Poales; Poaceae. The coding region runs from base 1 to 1527 and encodes 508 amino acids.
AUGGCGCCGACGGUGGGGAUCAAGCGGUCCCCGGCCGCGACGCAGACAGUCACGGCGCCGCCGCCCUCGCCCCCCGACGCGCGCUUCGCGGUGCGCGAGGCCGUCAAGUCCACCCUCGCCGACCCGGCCCCUGGCGCCAGGCUCGACGCCCCCGCGCCGGCCCCCGCGCUCGAGGGCUUCCUCUGCCUCGAGGAGAUCGAAGGGAGGCGCUGGAAGUACGUCGUCGACGCCGCCUCCGGGAACAGCAGCAGGAGGAAGGGCAGGCGCGGGGGGUCCGCCGUGCCCCUCGGCGCCUCCGUCAGGGCCGUGCCGCUCCAGUCUCCGCUGCCGCCCGCCGAGGAAAUUAUGGCUUUCGUAAGAUCAUACGUUGUGCCUGAAGGGUUUCCAGACAGCGUUACUCCUUCGUACGUCCCAUACAUGACCUGGAGAGCUCUCAAGCAUUUCUUUGGUGGAGCGAUGGGGGUGUUCACGACAAGAACCUUGCUGAGCUCUGUUGGAGUCUCUCAAAGCAAGGUGACCCCGGGUGCCAUUGCUAUCAACUGGAUCCUCAAGGACGGUGCUGGACGUGUUGGAAAAAUGCUUUUUGCACGACAAGGAAAGAAGUUUGACAAUGACGUAAAGCAGCUCCGCUUUUCUAGUGAUCUCUUGCUGGAGAUAGGUGCUGGGAUAGAGUUAGCUACUGCGGCCUUCCCUCAGUUUUUCUUGCCUAUGGCUUGUGUUGCAAAUGUUGUAAAGAAUGUCGCUGCGGUUACAUCAACCUCAACUCGCACUCCAAUCUACAAGGCAUAUUCAAGAGGCGAAAAUAUUGGAGAUGUGACUGCUAAAGGAGAAUCUGUGGGGAAUAUUGCAGAUCUGCUGGGCACUGGUUUGAGCAUCUUUAUCACAAAACGGAACCCAUCAUUGGUGACUUCAUUUGCCCUCCUGUCAUGUGGAUAUCUCCUGAGUUCAUAUCACGAGGUGAGGUCUGUUGUGUUGAAUACCCUGAACAGGGCAAGGUUUACUGUCGCAGUGGAUUCCUUUAUUAAGACAGGGUACGUUCCCACCUUGAAGGAAGGAAACUCACAGGAGACAAUAUUUAUUCAUCCUUGGCGGCAUGAGCCGGUUGAAAUAGGGUCACGGUUUGGAGAAGCUUUUCAAGAACCUGUUUCAUUUGUUGCCACAAGGCCAUUGUUUGAGGAUGAGAGAUACAUGGUAACAUAUAACCCAACUAAGGAUAAAGUAUAUGCUUUGCUCAAGGACCAAGCAAAGCCAGACGACAUUCUCAAAGCUGCUUUCCAUGCUCAUGUGUUGCUGCACUUCAUUAAUAAAACACAUGAGCGAAAGAGGAUGAACCCCGAUCGAUCAGAUCAUUAUGGAAGCCUGCACCCACGAAACAUGGAUUUCCUGGCACACAUUGCAGAAUCUAGCAAAAUUGUGUCAUCCUCUUACGGAACAUUCAGGAAGAAAGCAAAAGAACAGGGUUGGAUAAUGUCAGAAUCGCUCCUUAACCCUGGGAAGGCUCGAUUAUGUGUCACAAGACCGCAAUGAUUUUACUAUUUCCAUUUACCAUCGAUGGGAUGAUACCAUCUCUAGCUGUCAGGCUAACUUUCUGACAAGACUGACGGGAUGCUGACGAGUUGUUAGUAGCUGAACUAGCAUAUGUUGGAGCUCGGCCUAGGUGCCAAAAUAACGGGGGAUAUGCUUAUGGCGAGCCAUGAGAAGACGAAGGCGACCUCCAACUGCUAACUGCAUAUGAGUAGGUUGAUGGACUUGUAUUUAUGUUUGCUGCUCUCUGACGGAGGACUUCUAACUGUAAACCUGUAACUGGUAUAGUGUUCGUCGGCUGCGGAGUCGAAUGUUACAAGAGUUGUUUCUUUUUUGCUGACCUGCUGUACUUUCGAGUCUUCGAGAACUAUUUCUCGUCCACCUCUUAGGGCGGUUUGAAAGUUCUCAGUUUUCCCAGAUGGAGAGUUUAUGUCGAUGCAAAGUGCAGUGGAUACCCUGUACAUACAUGUUUGUUGUAAUAAUCGGAAGCCUUUACUGCUGGUUCAAA